ACCUUGUUAGAAUUUACCAACCUACCAUCUCCACUAGCACCCACUUCACCUACCACCUCCACUCAACUCACCUACCACACACACUCACCUACUCCCCAAUCCUCUCCUAUAUAAUUAGUACCUCACCAUCUGUAAUUUACACAACAAUCUUACAAUCAAUCAAUCAAUAAUACAGUAUUUUUUAACAUGGUAUCAGAGCAAGGUUAAUAACCUGGUCAUUCUGCUUCACCGGCGGGCGGCAGCCUUGCCUUGGCCGACCGCCGGACCUCUACACAUUCUCUAGCUUCCUCUAUCUCAGUCACUGUCCUAGCCCCUCCCUCGGGCAUGGUCUCCCCUCUCUCUCUCUACACUCAAAACAGAGAGAGAGAGAGAGAGAGAGAGACACGAUCAGAGCUCGACCUUUUAGGUGAACUGUUUUGUUGUUGGGGAGGUGAAGAGCCGAGAAUGGUGGGUAUCUUCUCUAGAUUUUCUGUCAACAGAAAUAUUCACCGACGAACCCAAAGUGCAAUUGAUGAGAGGGAAUUUUUGCCCUCUAAUUCAGAGGUUCCAGGUGCAGCUACAGUUAUUACUGGUGCAGCAGUAACUGCUGCUCAUGGGAUUGAAGUUGCAGUUGAGUUUAAACCCCUUGAACACCCAACUGAGCCUCUUGACAAUGAUCGACCGAUUCUGUGCCCAAUCCGCAGGGAAGAACGAGACGAAGAGUACCCACCACCAGCGCCACCCUCCUUCGACGGGCCUCCACCACCACAUCCGCCGUCAUAUUACGAACCACCGCCACCAACUGUGUAUGGAGGCGGCCCAGGCGAACCAUACCAACUGUUAGGGUUGUCCCCCAAGCAGAGAGUACUUUCUCUCUCACUAUCCGUGACGGCCAGGUCAUCCUUGCCCGCUCCAAUCACUCCGAUCCUUUCCAGCACUGGAUCAACGAUGAGCAGAUCCGUCCACGAGUGACGGAUGAAGAGGGCUUUCCCAGCUUUGCUCUGGUCAAUAAGGCCCCUGGUCAGGCUAUCAAAGUGCCGAAACCCAUCCCCCAUCUUGCUUUUUCUUUUUUUAAUAGUCCCACCGAGAGAGGUCCACUUUCCUCCCCCAUCAACACCUUUCUUUUUUUUAAUUUUGUUUUUCCUCACUGGACUGCCACUAUCCUCAUCCCACAACUCAUUCUCUUUCUCUCUCUUUAAUAAUCAAACCCAUCUUUUACGCACGCCACUGAUACACAAACCCAGCAUAAUCAUCACUCCC
Messenger RNA from Camellia sinensis, 1239 nucleotides. Lineage: Eukaryota; Viridiplantae; Streptophyta; Magnoliopsida; Ericales; Theaceae. The record is from RefSeq and is a predicted model, not a curated record.